CAAUGCCAUAAGUAAUGUGGAGCAUGAAGGGGUUAAUACAGGGGUGGGCAACUGUGCCCUCCAGCUGUUGUAGAACUACAAGUCCCACAAGGCAUUGCAAAACUAACAGUUACGAGCAUGGCUCCCAAAGGCAGAGGCAUGAUGGGACUUGUAGUUCACCAUCAGCUGGAGGGCCACAGUUUCCCACCCCUGGUGCUGCCCUCAGACUUUUCCGUCACUUCCUAGCUAUAGAGCAGUUCUGCUUCCUCGAACAAGAGCAGUGGACCUUGGGACUUGUAGUCCCAAGAAGGAGGCAGGGC
Molecule: messenger RNA, 299 nt
Organism: Staurois parvus
Lineage: Eukaryota; Metazoa; Chordata; Amphibia; Anura; Ranidae
Source: the annotation of a GenBank genome assembly